GGAAGGACACCAAGCUGCCUCCAAGUUCCCAUGCUCUGAGUAUUCCAGGUGGAGUGCUGCCAUUGGUGGUAGGGUACAAGUGGCAAUCCUCAAUUCCUGGGUCCAGGCAGAGAUGGUGAAGAAAGGGGCCAAGGAGACCUAUCAUUCAGCCUACAUGUGACCUUCAACAGCUUCCCAAGAGGUAGCAAGGUCACUGGGUCAGACAACAUGGGGAUUCACAUUCCCCGCAUGCCUUGCUUGGCACUUUUUCUGUUCUUGCUCCUGUUGCCUCUUCCCAUUUCAAAAGCUAGAGGCCUCCAUUACCAUGGCCCUGGCUGGAAACUGCUCCAUCGCCUGAGCAACAGCUUCCCAAUUUUCCACCAACGCCAGAUCCAACGCAUGAGACAAAGCUUGUACCAAGGCCAGUCAGGGGAGGACUGUCAGGGUGUUUUCGACCUCUACAUCAUCCUGGACAAGUCAGGCAGUGUGGGCAAAAACUGGAUACAUAUUUGUACAUUUACGGAGAAUUUGGUGAAGAAAUUCCAGAACCCUAAACUGCGGAUCUCCAUCAUUAUCUACUCAACAUUGGCUGAUGUCAUCGUUCCACUCACCUCAGACAGAGAAGCAAUCCUUAAGGGCCUUGCAAAACUCCACGAUGAGGUGCCUGAAGGAUUUACACACAUGCAGGAAGGAUUUAAGAAGGCGAAUGAACAGAUCAAAAAGGCUACCUCAGAAGGCAGCAAUGUCAGCAGCGUGAUUAUUGCUAUGACUGACGGGCUGUUGUUGGACAAGCAUUUUAAGCUGACCCUGGAAGAGGCCAACAAAUCUCGGCAAAUGGGAGCAACCGUUUUCACUGUGGGUGUGUAUCAGUAUGACAAAUGGCAGAUGGUCCAAAUUGCAGACAGCCCAAAUCACAAUUUUGAGGCCAAACAAGGGUUCACUGCUCUGAAUGGCAUCGUUGACAGGCUUGCUUCCAAUUCCUGUAUCGAAGUGUUAUCCGCGGAGCCCUCUUAUGUGUGUACGAAAGACACCUACCAAGUAAACGUUAGUGGGAAUGGCUUUAAGAGUGCAGAUGACCUGAGACAAGUUAUGUGCAGAUUCACGUUCAGUGACUCCAGAGUUGUUGAUGAAAGCCCCAUUGAUAUAAAUGAUAGCAAUAUAAUCUGCCCUGGACCAAAGAUACAGCAUACUGGAGAGGGCGUGUCUCUUGAGGUCAGUCUGAACAACGGCAUCUCCUUCAUUGGGAACAAACUCAUCAUAACCGGGACCAGCUGUGGGAGUACUAAGGAAGUAGUCCGCAGCAGCAACAGCAGCAGCAGCAGCGGAGGUGGAGAUGGUGGUGGCAGUGGAGGUGGUGAUGGUGGCAGCAACCACGGCGGUGGCAGCGGAGGUGGCAGCGGAGGUGGCGAUGGUGGCGGCGGCAGUGGAGGUGGCAGCGGAGGUGGCGAUGGUGGCGGCGGCAGCAGAGGUGGCGAUGGUGGCAGCAGCCGCGGUGGCGGCAGCGGAGGAGGUGAUGGUGGCGGCGGCGGCGGUGGAGGCGGUGGUGGUGGUGAUGGCGGCAGAAGUAGCGGAGGCAGCGGAGGAGGUGAUGGAGGCAGAAGUAGCGGCGCCAGCGCUAUAGCCAGCCAGCCACAGGUAGAAGACCCAGGUCCAGACCCAGUCCCAGUCAACACAGCACAGCAUGACGUCAUCACUACACCCAAUAAGCCAUCAGGAGGCCCCACUGUCUUCAACUGGAAAUUGCUUAUCUUUCUGCCAGUCUUGCUGAUGGCCAUCCUGUUGCUAUACUGCUGUUGGAGGUUCUGCUGCAAGAAGCCUAAGGAGCUGCCACCGCCACCAACUCCGCCACAGCCAGAGAAGGAACCACAAGAAGAGAUCCUGCCCCCUCCUUCUACGUCACCACCGGGUCCUCCCGCCCCUCCUCCUCCACCUCCUCCAUCACCUGUCAACCCAAACCCUACCGUGAUCGUGGCCUGCUGUGGCUGUGGAAACAGAAGGGGAACCCUGGACACAUGCUGCAGCUACUUUCACCCAAGCUGCCACCAGGUGCCCUUGAUGUGUUGUCAUCCCAAGGUCCAGGGAAAUUGCACCAAUCCAACUGCCAUGAGUCCCAGCUGCCUUCACCUCACACAACAGCCAUACACCUCAAGAUUUGUCCUUCAACCCAGCAGAGAAUGUUUCAACGUCCCACAGGCACCCUGCGGCCAGAAGAUCUGUGUCCCAGUCAUCCCAGAAUGUCUCCCUGUCACACAGACUCUGUACUCAAAUGUGUGUUCACCAAAUCAGGAGUGCUAUACUCUCAACUACUCACAGUCCCCAUGCCCAACCAUGUCCACCAGGUCUCACUCCAGAAUACUACCUCUCCUCCCUCCCCACAUCCGACAAUCUGUAGAAUCCUUUUGUCACACCUGCCCUUGUCGCCCAUCUUCUAAAGAACCAAAGUUCUAAGUUUAA
Mesocricetus auratus (golden hamster) is the source of this 2433-nucleotide messenger RNA. RefSeq names its product anthrax toxin receptor like. Bases 208 to 2427 code for a protein of 739 amino acids. Gene Ontology annotation, molecular function: signaling receptor activity. NCBI's taxonomy places the organism in Eukaryota, Metazoa, Chordata, Mammalia, Rodentia, Cricetidae. The record is from RefSeq and is a predicted model, not a curated record. Gene Ontology annotation, cellular component: membrane. The transcript has 17 exons.